Messenger RNA from Raphanus sativus (radish), 1172 nucleotides. RefSeq lists its product as uncharacterized. The transcript has 2 exons. NCBI's taxonomy places the organism in Eukaryota, Viridiplantae, Streptophyta, Magnoliopsida, Brassicales, Brassicaceae. Bases 266 to 919 code for a protein of 217 amino acids. The record is from RefSeq and is a predicted model, not a curated record.
AACAUCACUGGUCUAAACUGCGACUACAUCGAGGACCUUGAGACACCAGAAUGUGAAGUUACCCCACAGAUGGUUUCUUUCUGGGAGAUGAUGGGAGUUCAUCGGGAAGCUGGGCCAAGUACUGAUCAGAUAAUAGCAGCACUGAAGAGAUGCGGGGAUUGGUCGGGAAGAUCGCAAGCGACUCGCGUACCUUUCCAUCUUCACUGGAUUCAUUGAAGGGAAAAAGUUCUCAAGCGCUACACGAGCUACUCUCGCAAGGCUAGUGAUGGAUUUAGAAAGGUUUGAGAAUUAUCCAUGGGGGAGAGUCGCGUUUAAGGUGCUGAUGGACUCUUUGUGGAACAAAGAUAUUACUGGCUGUUACACCGUGGAUGGGUUUAUACAAGUUCUUCAGGUCUGGGCGUACACAGCUAUUCCGGGGUUGGGUGCUAGUAUUGGUCUACCCAGAGCAAACAGUCCGUCUCCACCGAUUCUGGCUUACGACGGCAGCAGAGGCCGCAGAUUCAUGAAAGCUGCUAUCUUGAGUCAGACCCGCGUGAUCAACUUUGUUGAGAAGGACAUUAGUGAAAUGUGGCCAAAAUGGGACUCUGAGGUUGAUGACGUGCCCGCGGAGAACAUCAUUAAAGUCAUGUAUGAUCGGAGACCGUGGAAGUGGACCAUGGAUUGCUGGGAAGUCACUGGUACAAAACCCAAGUUUGUGACUCCAUCGAAAAGAGCCAAAGAGAUGGUUGUGGAGGAGGUGGAGGAAGACAAUCAGAGACCUCGGAAGAAAGCUCGUAAAGAGGCUCCUAAAGAGGCUCCUAAAGAGGCUAGAGAAGAGGCUCCUACAGAGGCUAGAGAAGAGGCUACAGAAGAGGCUAGAGAAGAGGCUAGUUGGGUGACCAGAGAGGAGUUAGAAAAAAUAGUUCAAGGGCUUAGGUGACAUGAUGAAAGAGUGGGUUUAAGAAGUGCAUCAGGGAGAUUAGGAAGAUCUCCGAUAGAUUGGAAGCUGUGGAGAAGAAGGUUGGUGUCACCAAUCAGGCUACCCCUCAAGCCCCAGAAACCGGGGUUAGUAACAAACAGCCUACCCCACAAGCCCCAGAAACCGGGGUUAGUAACAAACAGACUACUCCUCAAAAGGAUCAGCCUACACUUCAAACCAAUCAUCCUACUCCUCCCACCAGACAGCCUGCUCC